Colletotrichum truncatum is the source of this 1926-nucleotide messenger RNA. The record is from RefSeq and is a predicted model, not a curated record. Lineage: Eukaryota; Fungi; Ascomycota; Sordariomycetes; Glomerellales; Glomerellaceae.
AUGAAGCCCCGACGCUGCUGUGACGCCUGCCGGCGGCGUCACCGCAAAUGCGUCGUGCAACCGGGUGCGUCGGGUUGCGGCGCCUGCUUGGAGGCCGAUCUGCCGUGUCAUUUUGAUACAACCCUACGCUUUAAGCAUGCGCCCGGCAGCUCCAAGAAGGCUGCUUCUGCAGGCAGGACUCAAAUGCUCGAGUUGAAGAAAGAACUUUCACAGCCUUUGAAAAAAAAGGAAAAGUCUCGUCAUAUUGACUUCUUUUGGUGUUUAGCUAGGCGUAACACGGAGUCCAGCCGUGCGGAAGAAACCGACACCGAAGACUCCUCAUCCCCUGCCACUUUAUCUUCGCAAACCGCCGGGGGGAGGGUAGGCAGCAUCGGCUCCCACGCUUCACCACACGGUUCAUCAUCCUUUGAAAGCCAGCAGUUUACUAUUGAGCUGCCUCCUCCUGCAGGGCAAAGGUUUCGUGGGGAGGCGCCAGCGCAGAGAUUCACGGGCCACGGCUCUCACGGCGACGGGAGCGCUCCCAUUGGGUUCGUGUUGAACAGAGGACCGCCGCCAGAGUCUCACCAUCGAUCUAGCUUUGCCUCCAGCCCGGGGUACCUCGACUCUGUUCGCGACGGCCUCGCAUCGGAUUCUGGCCAGUGGAGUGGGUGCGAGGUCCAGCCCCAGCUUCAAAUCUCUUAUCUGCUGGGCGACUCUCCUUCAACGCAGGCCGGGUCGGCGCAGCGGGAAAGGGCUGAUAGUCUGAUUUCAGAUGCUGAACUCAGAUCCCAACCCGCUGACCCGCAACAUUGCGGCUUUACCGGGCGACAGGCCUUUCUAUAUCGCACAUACAUUAUGAGGAUAGCUCCAUCGAUUGACGCAUGCCACGACGCCCGCCCUUUUACACUCGAGGUCCCUCGCCUGGCUCUCUACACACCUAUCCUCCUUAACGGAAUAUUCGCUCUCGCUAGCCGCUUUGAUGCUCAAGGUGCGGACGACGAUGUCGAAAAGUCGGAUCUGGAGAGCACCUAUUACCACAACCGCUGUAUCGAACUGCUCAUCGAGGCCUUUUCCCAACCCCCAGAAACCUGGGACUCGACGCUGCUGACGGCCGUCGUCAUCAUGCGCCUGUACGAAGAAUACGACAACGAGACGGACUCGCACUAUCACCACCUGCGUGGCACCCGUAACCUGCUCAACCACGACUCAAUUGCGAGGUUUGUGACGCAGGGCGGUCUCGCCGAGGCGGCGAGCUGGGUGCACUUACGGCAGGCCCUCUAUAUAUACCUCGUUCGCCGGACGCCGAUCGAGAUAUGCUUGAAGAAUUUCGAGAGGUCGUCUACUUUUAUGAUGAAUGACGACACGGCACACGCAAAUCGUAUUGUUUACCUGUUUGCAAAGGUGCUAAAGCUUUUUUUCCCCGACGACGGCACUGGGUUCUUGGCGAGCAGUGAUACCGCUUGGGAGGAGUUGCAGGGCGAAGUUGAGGGCUGGUAUAGGGACAAGCCCGUGUCUUUUCAGCCCCUAUUCUACGAGAGAGCGGAUCUAACGAGGCAUCGGCCGUUCCCGACUCUAUGGAUGAGUACGGAUCCAGCCACCGUUGCUCUUGGAUAUUACUACGCUUCGAAAGCUAUCUUUUGCUUUCAGGCUUACAGCAGCCCGAAUUCGAUGGUGGGAUUUGAGGGAACGAAGAAGAGGCUUGACAGCGAGCGCGAAAUCUCAUUUUAUCUCUGUAUUUUAAUGGGCUUGGCCCUUUCUAACGAAGCGGUAAACGCAUACUACCUACCAGCACACAUGCUGUCUCUAUGCGGGCACCUCAUCCGACAUCCGCUCGAACGUGAACAUACAAUUAAAUACUUGGCGCAGGUGAGGAACAUUGUGCAAUGGAAAACAGGGGCGUUGGUCAAGACUUUGAAGGAGCAAUGGGCAGAGCUCGAUAGCUUUUGA